This is a messenger RNA of Solea senegalensis (Senegalese sole), 3675 nucleotides long. RefSeq names its product glycosylphosphatidylinositol anchor attachment 1 (gene gpaa1). The transcript is spliced from 13 exons. NCBI's taxonomy places the organism in Eukaryota, Metazoa, Chordata, Actinopteri, Pleuronectiformes, Soleidae. The record is from RefSeq and is a predicted model, not a curated record. Gene Ontology annotation, cellular component: GPI-anchor transamidase complex; membrane. Gene Ontology annotation, biological process: attachment of GPI anchor to protein. The coding region runs from base 143 to 1990 and encodes 615 amino acids.
AAUUAAUAGCAUUUAGCCCAGCGGCUCCUGUGUGUGUAGUGAAUGAGCCUCACCUCGGGAGGUGGAUGUAACCGACUGUACCCUGAAAGGAGGGUCCAGUGUGUCCAGGCUUCAGGACUAUAUUACAGCAGACAACAACAACAUGGGACUGUUGUCUGACCCAAAUAGAAGACGGGCGUUGAUCGGCCUGCUCACCCGCCUGAAUGCCCCCAUCUGUAUCGUCUGUUACAUGGCGGGCGUGGCCUGGUUCAUGGGUUUAUCUUUCGAGCCAUUUACCCUGCGGACGUACAUGUCAGAGAAUGCCAUGGGGUCUACAAUGGUGGAGGAGCGGUUUCCUGCAGGAGAGAGGGCGCUGGCCACUGGCAGAGAGUUUUCUGCUCAUAAGAAGAAAACAGGUGGGAUGCCAGUGGAUUGGUUAGUGAAGACCAUGCAGGCCAGAGGUCUUGAGGUGUUUACACAGCGCUUUUCUCGUACUCUGCCCUUUCCUGAUGAAAAUAAAGAGAGAUAUAUGGUUAAAGGCACAAAUGUGUAUGGGAUCCUUCGUGCCCCCAGAGCUCCAAGGACUGAAGCCCUUGUGUUGACUGCUCCAUGCAGCCCUGGUGACGAAAACAACCAGGCUGUGGGACUGCUGCUCGGUUUGGCACAGUACUUUAGGAAUCAGAUUUACUUGGCCAAGGACAUCAUCUUCCUCAUAAAUGAGCAUGAUCUGAUUGGUAUGCAGGCCUGGCUGGAGGGCUAUCACCACACCAACACGACAGGUAUGGACUGGUCUCCGCUUCAGGGCCGUGGUGGUUCAAUUCAGGCAGCUCUGUCCUUGGAGCUCAGCAGUAAUGUUGUCACCAGUUUGGAUCUGGUCCUGGAAGGCCUCAAUGGCCAGUUACCCAACCUGGACUUAGCUAACCUCUUCUAUGCCUUCUGCCAGAAGAUAGGAGUUCUUUGCACCAUCCAGGGCAAGCUGCAGAGGAAUGAUUGGGACAGUGUAUCUGGCUACAGUCAUGCAGUCCAGACCAUGAUGCUUAUGGUGAUGAAGCAGGCCAGUGGGCGGCCUUGGGGGGAUCAUGGCCUGUUCCUGCGCUACCACAUUGAAGCUGCCACCAUCAAGGGUGUCAACAGCUUCCGCCAGGACAAGACGGACGCCACAACCAUUGGCCGGCUUCUGGAAGGAAUGUAUCGUAAGCUGAAUAACCUCUUGGAGCGCCUGCACCAGUCCUACUUCUUCUACCUCAUGCCCUCACUCUCUCAUUUUGUCUCCAUUGGCUACUACAUGCCUGCCUUUGGCCUGCUCGCUGUUAUCCUGCUGCUUCGUGCCUUAGACUUGUGGGUCCAACUUGUGACUCCACCACCUAGAACAGAAGACGGAGACACCGACAUUGACCAGCAGUCCAGUCCGGGAGUGCUGUCUGUGUUGACUCCUCUGGUGAUCAGCCACCUGACUGGAGUGGCUCUGUAUAUGCUGCCAAUUCGUUUUCAGGAGAUGGCUGUUGAACAUUUCCCCGUGUCUGAGACUGAGGCUGUGGUCUUGACGGCCAUUGCCAUUUACACAGCGGGCCUGGCUUUGCCUCAUAACACAAACAGACUCCUCACAGGUGAAGGGACAGAGCAGGGCUGGAGAGUGCUGAAGCUGGUGGCAGUGCUUUACCUGGCUGUGCUGUUAGGUUGCACCGCCCUCAUUAACUUCUCCCUGGGCUUCAUCCUGGCUCUCACCCUGGUGCCUGUGGCCGCCUUCGUCACACCCCACGUCCCAAAGGUUUUGUCAGCCUUCGUCUUGGUCAUUCUCAGUCCAGCCUGCACCCUCCUCUAUUCAGUUUUUUUCUUCCAUGAGCUACAGGAAAUGCCCAUCAGCUUCCAGGAAGGGUGGUUGCUCUACCUGUCAGUCAUCUCACAGGGCAUCCUGGACCACUACCUGUAUGGCUCUCUGGUUUACCCACUGAUCGCCGUGCUGGUCUAUCCUUGCUGGCUGCUUUUCUGGAACAUCCUCUUCUGGAAGUGAAUGCCAGUCCUGAACACUAUUGCAGGCUGACAGGAAUUAAAAAAAAACAAAAAACUUUGGGGUGUUCUCAGGUUUGUCUGCAGUGGAGGAAGUAUGACGAAGAUAACACAUCUGUCAUUGACUUGAUAAGACUGCAGUGACUCGUGUUUUUUUUUGUUUUUUUUAAGAUAGUGUUUUGGACUUUUAAGUAUUUGCUGAAGCUAUUUUGUUCUUAAAACACUUGACAUCAUCUUAAAACAUGCAAUUUGGAUCAAGCAUAAGGGACUUUUUUUUUUUCUUUCUUUUUUUUAAAUAUCACAAAAUGAUGUGGAGGUGAUGAUCUUAUCAUAGUCAAGUUUCAGUUCGAUGGCCUUCUCUGAAAGAACAAUCAGAAUGUGGUUAAUUUAUUUUCUUUCACUGAAACUGCACUGCCUUUUAUUUAGCAGAACUGUAAUGACUGAAGUAGUUUCAACAACAACAACAACGUGGUUUACUCUCACAGUAAACAGAAGAAACUAAUAAGGUCGUUCACUACAUAAUCACUAAUAUAUUUUGUACUUGUUUUGAAACCGUCUUUUUUUUUUUUAUUAUUUAUAAAUGCUAAAAUAAAAGCCUGAAAAAGAUUGGAUUCUGUGUUUGGAGCAAAAUACUUACCCGUUAAUACUUACUUUACGUGCUUUAUGUGUAAGUUGCAAAUAUCUUAAUCAAAAUGUGGUUCACCAAAGAAUAUAACGCAAUAUAUGCUGCAUUAACACAACUCGUGAUUUGAAACUACUACAGUGUAAACUUUGUAGUACUUUGUAGUAAACUUUGAACUUGGAAACAAAAUAGCAGCUCUGUGGAGGCUGCACUGUGAAUAAUAAAUCUUGUCAACUGCGUGCUGUGGCUAGAGGCCAGCGGAGUGGAUCUCCACAGUGAUUAAGACCAUCUGGGUAACAGGAAUGUUAACAUUUUUCUUUUUUCCCCCAAUUAAUCUCGUUGAGGGACAUCAAAGAUAAUGUGUAAAAAAAACAAAAACAACAACAUGUAACCAGAUGGUGGCAAGAGAGAACAGCGAAGGAUCAUCAAAAUCUAUUUCAUUUGUGGUUGCUGCCACAAAUGGUUGUAAGCUCUCAAAAUGGGUCAUGAAAUUUCAAUAAAAGCCAAAAUUACAGCCUUUAUCUGAUAAACAGAAUAUUGCUGCCAAUGUAAACACGCAGUCUCAAGAAUUUCAUAGCAAUUGAAUAGUUGAGAUACUUCAGUCUGGACCAACAGCAGGAUAAAAAUAACUCAUAAAAGACUGCACUGGUGGAGAACUACCAUUUAGUCCUUCAAACAGGCAGACAGAAAAAUAGAUGGAUAAACAGAUUUGUUUAGUUGCAUUAUGUUUAUUCUGCUAAUGUAAGUUGUUUUUUUACAGUAUUAUGUACUGGAAACAGGUCAUUCCAUUGCUGUCACAGCCCAGAGAGACUCUCGUAAAAUCAAAACCGACCGAUAAAAUGAACAUCGAUUAUUCAAUGCAUCUUGAUAAUAAAAAUAACACACUUAAUACAAUGUUAUAAAAAAAUAAAAGCACUUGUCGACCCUGUAAAUGCAACAUUCCUUUUCUUGUUCUUUUUCCACGUUUCCAUUCCUAAACAUUUUGGCACCAAAAGACAACACACCUGAAGAGAGGAGGGCAUUCACCCAAGGCUUUCCUCUCACUUCACAGCUGGCACAAACCAAAA